Molecule: messenger RNA, 3342 nt
Organism: Anas platyrhynchos (mallard)
Lineage: Eukaryota; Metazoa; Chordata; Aves; Anseriformes; Anatidae
Gene: CBX3
Product: chromobox 3
Cellular component (GO): nucleus
Source: RefSeq, a predicted model, not a curated record
UGCUCCCUUCCCCCCCGCCUUCCCCCCGCCCCCCGCCCCAGCCCCCUCGGAUGUCGCUGCCGCCGCCGCCGCUCAGUGCGCGCAGGGCGAGAGCCGCGAGGAGACGGGGGAGCGGCGCGGCCGAGCACCAUUGAAUAAAAGCUCUGCAAGUCUGCAAUAAAAAUGGCCUCCAAUAAAACUACAUUGGAGCAGAGAUUAUCAGAUGCCAACCCCUCCUGGACCACUUUAAUGAUGCAUUCAUGGAUCUCAAGUCCUCACAAAAUGGGAAAGAAACAAAAUGGCAAAGGUAAAAAAGUUGAAGAGGCAGAGCCUGAAGAAUUUGUUGUGGAGAAAGUCCUGGACAGACGUGUUGUGAAUGGAAAGGUGGAAUACUACUUGAAAUGGAAAGGAUUUACAGAUGCUGACAACACGUGGGAACCUGAAGAAAACUUAGAUUGUCCAGAGCUAAUUGAAGCUUUUCUGAACUCUCAGAAAGCUGGAAAAGAAAAAACAGAUGGUGCCAAAAGGAAAUCUUUGUCAGAUAGCGAAUCCGAUGAUAGUAAAUCAAAGAAAAAACGUGAUUCUGUUGAUAAGCCAAGAGGGUUUGCGAGGGGUCUUGAUCCUGAGCGGAUAAUUGGGGCUACGGAUAGCAGCGGAGAGCUCAUGUUCCUCAUGAAAUGGAAAGACUCUGAUGAGGCAGAUCUGGUGCUGGCCAAAGAAGCUAACGUGAAGUGUCCUCAGAUCGUAAUCGCUUUUUAUGAGGAGCGACUAACUUGGCAUUCAUGCCCAGAAGAUGAAGCACAAUAAUUGUUUGCAUUGCUUUUUUAUAUAUAUGAAUAUUAAAACCUGAAAUUUGAUUUAUUAGCAAUGUGAGAAGCAUACAUUCUAACAAGAUUCAAAUUUGAUAUUUUUUUGAAGUAGUGUGUUUUGCAUCAACAGCAAGUAAAUAAAAGCUUUCUGCAACUUGUUUCAUUUAUCAUGAGAGAGCAUUUGAUACUACUACUUCCUCCAUAUUAGGUAAAAGCUUUUAUAAAACAUUCAUAAACUUCCAUAGUUAUUACAGAAUCAUAAUGAAUGUCUAAACAAACUCACAGAUGUUUUGUAGUCUUCUAUACUAUUGAUGUGCAUGUAUCUUCUUUACCCAAACCUAGCCCUUAAAACCUGUAGAAUCAUUCUUUUUAGUAUUUGGGAUCACUUGGUCCCAAGAAGACCAGGUGAAAACUAACUUUGUAGUAAUUUGAAUGUUAUCAGACUGUAUAUUGUUUACUUUAUUGUAAAUACUGGUGAACAGUGGUCAAUAAAAUAGUUUUAUAUUCUUCCUUUAUACUGAUAGGCUGUGACUCUUUUGAAGCGGUAUGAUAUUUCUGAACUUUUGAUAUGUUAAGCUCUCAAUUCGUAAUGUAUUUAACUGUAAGUUGUUUUUGGGGGUAGAUUGAUUAAUAUUACCCCACUGCUAUUCUGUAAUGACAAUACCAGACCAGUACCAGGCUGUGGUUCUCUAUAUUUUUGGUGAACAAUGCCUGGGGUAUCAUUUUUUUCAGUCAGGAAGGGCCAACUUUUUUGUGCUGCGAAAUGAAUGUGCUUUGGUACUUGUUUAAGUCACAGAUAGCAGCCGUGCUGCCUGAGUAUGGCUGUUGGUCACAAGGCCAAGUGGCCUCUGUGGUUGUAUUGGGGGAAAAAAUAAUGAUCUGUUGACAGCAUCAGCCUUUGCUCUAAUUUCAGGUCUUAAUACAGGGCUAUACUAUAACUAGCAAUGGUUCAGGUAAAAUUAUGCUUCAAGCAGUGGCCUGAAAAUACUUACGUAGCCCUCUGCCUUUAAAGUUUAAUAUUUUAAUCAAGAUUCUAAGUCAUGUACUUUAAACGAGACUUUGUUGCUCUCUCUGAUUGAAUUUUAAAAUGAGUUUAUCAACUGCUUCUUGGGGAAUGCCCUCAGAAGGGCCAAGUAAGGGGUGGGAAACUCAGGAGGAAGAAAGUUGCCUUUUUCCACUCUUCUUCCAAUUGUCAUUCCUGCUUUUCUUUUCACUUGCUUUCAUCUAUGCUUGUUCUUUAAUUUGUGUUCUGAUUACUCUGGCAGAGUUUGCCUUGAGCUUUGCCUCUUUGUAUCUCAAUGGCCAACUUCGUUUCAAAAUUCCUCUUAGUUUUAGAGUUCUGACUAAAAUGAUCAUGUAAUGUGCUACUGGCAGAGUCCUAGGAGAGAUGGUUAAGAUUCUCUCAGUAUGCUUUCUUAGAAAGUUUUUUUUAAAAAAAUGUAUAAAAAUAUUCCUGGAAACCCUCAUGUGGUAUUUUGAGGAGCAAAUGAAGGAAUUUAAUCUAUGCUUGAUGUUCUUUUGAUAGUUUCAUAAAUCAUGACUAAAAAUACUUGUUCUCGUAGUUUCAAAAGCCAUUUAUGUAGUGAAUUAAAACUUGUAAAACACUUAAUUGCAGUUAAACACGGGUGGUUAAACUGAUGCUAAAUUACCUUUUUAAUAUGUAACUGCCUUAUCAAGAUUUUUUCUUACCAAAUUUGGGCACAGUUCAGUCACUGUGGCUGCGGGAGAAAUUUGCUAUCUUGUGUUAAUGUGGGGGUUCCCUUAUUCCAGUUAACGAUAAAUUUCACUGCUUAGCUACCUUCUCCUGCUUCUUCCUUUGACAAAUCACCCUGCAUCUGUCAUAUGUGCAAGUCUUCUACAGAGUUCAUGGCUUAAUUCUUUGGGGCCUCUAUUCUUAAAGCAUUUCUUUUUACCCAGUUGUCUGAGAAAUAGACUAAACAAGAAUCCUAAAGCAGCAUGCAUUUUCCUGCCUGUUUCUUCAGUAUGAAGUGGUUUUCAGUUCCGAGUCUUAAGGUAGUUAUUUUGCAGUUUGUGUUUGGUUGUCUGAACUUUGCAGUUUCUUUACGUUGUUUCAAGUGUGGAUAUCAAGUUCAUAAGAAGUUGCUGAUUUGAAUCAAUAUAGGUUAAAAAGUCAAUUUAUUGGUUAUUGUAAGUGGUAGACGUAAAGGUUUUUGUUGAAAGGUUGAUGCUCAACAAUUUGUAAUCUUUAAAAUGUGGUUUUGCAUCUAGGUACAGCUUUUACAUUAUAUUUGGUUCUUCCUUCUGACUAUCCGUAAAAAUGCACUGUAUUCACGUUGAAAUACUAUACGGCUUGUUACACACUUAGAAAUCUAAUUUUUUACAUUAUGCUGGUAGAAAUGCUGACUGGUAUGUUUCCUUUUUAUUUCCCCUCAAUUUGUGUCAAACUGCAUUUUGACGGUAAUGAAAUGCAACACUUUAAAGUUACAAGUUAUGUAAAAUUAUGCUGAAUGUGCUGGGUACAUAUGCAAAAAAGACGUUAUCAAAUGUUAUUAAUUUAAAAUUAACUGAUUAAAUAAAUGAAAUAUCUUCUGUA